Molecule: messenger RNA, 1100 nt
Organism: Neohortaea acidophila
Lineage: Eukaryota; Fungi; Ascomycota; Dothideomycetes; Mycosphaerellales; Teratosphaeriaceae
Exons: 2
Coding region: 258-1055 (265 amino acids)
Source: RefSeq, a predicted model, not a curated record
AGGGGCCUGGGGCGGCCACCAAGCCGGACAUGGAGUCCUAGGCGCACUCGGAGGAGCGAUCGGCGGCUCGAUGCUACAGGAUACGUACAAGAAGCAUCAUAAGAAGGAGGACAAGCACCAUCGGAAGGAGGAGAAGAAGCAUAGGAAGGAGCAGCGGCGACAUCGGCGUGGCUCCGGCUCGUCGAGCAGUAGUAGUAGCAGCAGUGAUUGAGUGUCUUUGGUGUUUUGUAAGAGGUAGGAGGAGAGCUGUUGGUUGGAUGGAACAGCUAGGCGGAGCUUGCUGGCUGGCGUUACACUGCAUACGUAUGCGGGCCUUGAAUGAGGGUUCUCGAGGUGCGAUGACGCUUUUGCCAGCGUGUAGUCUUUGGCCAGCAUUCAAUACAUCUAUUGAUUCAUGUCAUAUGUAUUGCCGUCAAGUACCAACUUGGAUCUGCUUCAGUACAAGCCCUGUCCAUCGAAUCAAUUUAUGUGACUACGACAUGGACCGUCCCACCAACGAUCAACAGUCUUCGAACUCCCCUGCUCAGCAGCCUGAGGAACGAUUUAGUCCCUCGCAGCUUCAUGUUCGCCAUACCAAAGCCCACAACGCAACUCUUAGGAGCAAACCCACCAGGAGCUGGCGACGCAGGCCGAAUGCAGAGCUGAAGGCCGCGAGACGUAACGAGUCCAAAGACGUCGAGGGAGGUGCGGGAGCUCGAGCGCGCUCCGACUCGGCUUCGUCGACUAGUCACGCCAGCGGCGUUAUUAGUACCAGCAGCUCUUCGCCUUCUUCGGACGAGACUGGCCAGGCUAGGAAAGAGUUGGAGUCCAAGGAGGGAGACCGCUCUGAGGGCCGACAGCUCAAUACCGGUCCAUUCACGCGCUUUGUGAAAGCUUUGGAGGAGAGGAGGGCGGGUAGGAAGGGUCGCGCGGGGGGCCGGAAGCAGAAGCAGAGCAAAGAAUCCGAGGAUCGUGAAGACCGCGAUACGACAUCGUCCAGCAGUACGAGCAGUAGCAGCAGUGCCACCUUCUCCGCGUCGGCUUCGGAUAGCAGGCCGGCUAAGCGACGGUGCUAGCUGAGGUCAUCGAGGGAGAGCAGGUAUUCAUUGUUGCGCUGAAAG